AUGAAGAUCUUCUCCCUCCUCGCAGUUUCUGCUCUCGGUCAAUUCGAUGAAGACGGUGUCUACGACGGCGAAGGCUGGAUGACGAACGGCAUCGUCGAAGCUGAUGAGAAUGACUCAUCACCACCCGGUCGAUCGUUUGGUCUCGCCAGAACUGGUGAUCGAGGCCUUCCAGGAUCGAGAAGAUACGCGGAUCUCGAGCAGAUGGCGAAGAGAACUUGGAAGAACGCCGGGUUCAAGAAAAAGGACAGGUUCGACAGUAGAAAGUACUGGGCCUACGGAUGCCACUGCUAUUUGCUCGGCGAUCGACCUCUUAGUGAGAUGGGCAAGGGAACUCCAAAGGACGGUUUGGACAGCAAAUGCAAGCGCUACAAAGACUGCCAAAAAUGCGCCCGAGAAGAGUUUGGCGAAAGCUGCAUCGGUGAAUUCGUCCAGUACACUUGGAAGUAUUCCAGGAAGCAGGGCGAUUUCAUCACUCGAGAUGCAGUUGGAACAUGCGAAAACGCGCUCUUCCAGUGCGACAAGCAGUUUGUAGCGGAUACUCUCGCCGUCAAAGACAUCUUCGACGAACAGUACCACGCUUUCUGGGGCAACUUCGACAAUCGAGACCCCGACAACUGCCCAAGCGGUGGUGGAGGAAUUCCAGCGCCGCAUCAGUGCUGUGGAGGAGACGGAUUUCCUUACCAAUGGAUGAACGAAAACAGAAACAAGUGCUGCAACAACGAAGUCAUCGGCAUUUCCGACAUGUGCUACUAA
Oikopleura dioica is the source of this 753-nucleotide messenger RNA. The record is from the annotation of a GenBank genome assembly. Lineage: Eukaryota; Metazoa; Chordata; Appendicularia; Copelata; Oikopleuridae.